AUGAGCUCGAAGAGCCAUGCGACGAGCUUCCACAGCCCAAGCUCAGGCCUGGCCUACGAGCUGGAAGUGCUGCGGCUGCAGAUCGCGGCCUUGGCCCAGUCGCUAGCAGGUCUUGGGGCGUGCGUGAUGAACUGGUCCGCUGGGCUGGUGAGCUCUCACCGGCAAGAGCUGGCGGACAUGGUGCUGCGCUACACUCUUCCGUGCGAGCAUCUCAGCAAAGAGCUGAAGGAGCUGUGCCGGGACCUGCAGUCGGAGUUGCUUCCACACGAGCCUUCGUCCGCCUACCAGGAUUCCGGAAAGGCGGUCGAGAAGCCACUUACCUUGGGUGCCCUUCAAGAAAUGCUCCUACACCAAAGAAGACAGGCGCGGCGGACGGAUGAGGUCCGUCACGACGCGACGUCAUCUGCCAUUCCAGACGAAGCCCUGGAGCUGGAGCGGAUUCGCUGGAGCAUGGAGCGUGAGGCAGCCCGUAUGGAGGACUGGGAGCGGGACCACAGAAGAGGCAUCACUGUCGGCGAGCAUCCCAAGGACAGCCAGCAGACCUCUGUACAUAGUCUGAGUGGCCCUGCCGCAGCUUCCUUCAACUGGGUCUGCCUGCAAGACCUUGGAGUUGGGGCAUUGAGGCCAUCCUGA
Molecule: messenger RNA, 633 nt
Organism: Symbiodinium sp. CCMP2456
Lineage: Eukaryota; Dinophyceae; Suessiales; Symbiodiniaceae
Source: the annotation of a GenBank genome assembly